Molecule: messenger RNA, 1402 nt
Organism: Pyrus x bretschneideri (Chinese white pear)
Lineage: Eukaryota; Viridiplantae; Streptophyta; Magnoliopsida; Rosales; Rosaceae
Product: GDSL esterase/lipase At5g55050-like
Exons: 5
Coding region: 175-1281 (368 amino acids)
Molecular function (GO): hydrolase activity, acting on ester bonds
Source: RefSeq, a predicted model, not a curated record
GAGUGCUACUGAUCGAGCCCACACGGCAAAAAUGUCUCCUUCACACGUACGUAACUCAUCAACUUAUCUCCCCUAUAAGAGGACACCGAUUUGUUCAUUUCCCUCAAAACUAUCACACAAAAACAUCGCAUACCAAAUUUUGAGGGAGCUUUUACACACAGUUUGUCCAUAACCAUGGCUAAAUGUCACACUAAUGUUUUGCCUAAGGCUUUCUUCGUCGUUGUCUUCUCUCUCGUCACUUGUGGUUUCUUCUUCACUCUCUCAGAAGCUCAGAUGGUUCCGGCCAUAUAUGUGUUUGGAGACUCGUUAGUCGACGUUGGUAACAACGAUUACCUAAAAAUCUCUGUCGUCAAGGCAAAUUUUCCUCAUAAUGGGGUUGAUUAUCCUGACAAAGUAGCAACUGGGAGGUUUGGCAAUGGAAAAAACUCUGCAGAUUUUCUUGCUGAGAAAGUCGGGUUACCCACAUCGCCACCAUAUCUGUCACUUGUUUCCAAGUCCAUCAAGCAAAAAGCAUCCUUCGUCAACGGAGUUAGCUUCGCCUCCGGAGGAGCUGGAAUCUUCAACGGCUCAGAUGAACAAUAUCGUCAGUCGAUACCUUUGUCAUACCAAGUAAACUACUACUCAGAAGUGCAUCAAAACAUUGGGCUACAAUUAGGAUCCAAGGGCGCCAAUGACCAUCUCUCAAAAUCUCUGUUUUUAGUUGUGAUUGGAAGCAAUGACAUAUUCGACUAUAUUAAAAAAACCAAACUCCAAAAUGAAUACACACCGCAGCAGUACGCGGAUUUGAUGGUGUCGAAUCUAAAGGAACAAUUACAGAGAAUACAUGCUCUAGGCGCGCAAAAAUUUGUAGUCAUCGGGACUGGGCCGGUUGGAUGCUGUCCGUCGCAAAGGAAUUCAAGUACAGGAGAGUGCAAUGAUGGUGCAAACUCGUUGUCUGUCAUGUACAAGGAAGCCCUUAAGUCCAUGUUGCAGCAAUUGAAACCCGCGUUGGGCAUAAGCUACACCCUCUUUGACACUUACACUAUCUUGACUAACAUCAUUCAAAACCCCGCUUCUUACGGAUUUACAGAGGUUAAAGCUGCAUGCUGUGGGAUUGGGAAGCGUAAUGCCAAGGGUCCAUGCACACCAAUUUCAUCUUUGUGCUCCAACAGGAGGGACCAUGUCUUCUGGGAUUUUUACCAUCCUACACAGGCAACUCAUGGCAUCAUAACGGAUAAACUUUUCGAUGGCCCUUCAGAAUACUCAUCCCCAAUGACUGUGAAGGAGUUAAUUGCUCUAUAAAAACUCGGCUGCUCGAUAUAAUAGUCACCGUGUAACUAGAAUGUCUAAUAGUGUAUAGAUUGGCCUUCUUAGGAGGUUAUACUUGGGCUAAAUUCGUGUGUAUUAAAGCGUGAAUCAAUGA